AUGGCAAGCUCAACUAACACAAACCCCGUGCCUAAAUUGUAUAGGUCUGUGAUUGAAGAUGUCAUUAAUGAUGUCUGAGAAGUCUUUCUUGAUGCAAGUGUGGAUGAGCAAGUCCUUGUGGAACUUAAAACACUAUGGGAAAACAAAUUACUGCAAUUCAAAGCUGUUGAUGGAUUUCAUUCAGAGGAACAGCAACUUUUACUGCAAGUACAGCAACAAUAGCAGCAGCAGUAGUAUUCCCAUCAUCAUCACCACCCGCAGCCACAGCAAACAGUUCAGCAACAGUCCCAGCAAGUCCUUAUUCCGGCAACACAGCAAACACCUCAGCCUCAAGUUAUUAUGCCAGAUUCCAAACUGAUACAGCACAUGAAUGCAUCAACCAUGAGUGCUGCUGCUACAGCAGCCACUUUGGCUUUGCCUGGUGGAGUUCAGCAGAUACUCACAAGUUCAGGCCAACUCUUACAGGUGGUUAGAACUGCCAGCGGUGUUCAAUAUUUUAUUCAGCCUAAGCAGCAAGUAGUUCUACAGCAGCAGGUUAUACCACAAAUGCAGCCUGGUGGAGUUCAGUCUCCUGUUAUUCAACAAGUUUUGGCUCCAGUUCCUGGAGGGAUCUCGCAACAGACAGGAGUGAUUAUUCAACCUCAGCAGAUCUUAUUUACAGGAAACAAAGCCCAAGUAAUACCUACAACAGUGGCUGCACCUACACCAGCGCAAGCACAGAUUUCUGCAGCUGGUUAGCAACAACUUCAGCAACAACCAGCACAACCACAGGCACCUUUAAUGCUGCAAGUAGAUGGAACGGGUGAUACAUCAUCUGAAGAAGAGGAGGAGGAAGAGGAGGAUUAUGAUGAUGAUGAAGAGGAAGACAAAGAAAAGGAUGGAGGUGAAGAUGGCCAGGUUGAGGAGGAACCUCUCAAUAGUGAAGAUGAUGUUAGUGAUGAAGAAGGACAGGAAUUAUUUGACACUGAGAAUGUUGUAGUGUGCCGGUAUGACAAGAUACAUAGAAGUAAGAAUAAGUGGAAGUUUCACCUCAAAGAUGGAAUCAUGAAUCUUAAUGGCAGAGAUUAUGUAUUUUCCAAAGCCAUUGGAGAUGCAGAAUGGUGAAUACAGAAAAUAAACUCAAAGCUAAGA
Molecule: messenger RNA, 1131 nt
Organism: Protobothrops mucrosquamatus (brown spotted pit viper)
Lineage: Eukaryota; Metazoa; Chordata; Lepidosauria; Squamata; Viperidae
Product: transcription initiation factor IIA subunit 1-like
Exons: 2
Biological process (GO): transcription by RNA polymerase II; transcription initiation at RNA polymerase II promoter
Cellular component (GO): transcription factor TFIIA complex
Source: RefSeq, a predicted model, not a curated record